AAGGCAAAUCUUUAAAAAAUAAAGAACAGUUUUCUUCUCUGACUAUACAUACUAGUGUGUAUGAAUGUGGAAACUGUAGAAUAUAAUUACCAAGACUAAAUAUGGAAGGCAGCACUGUCAUAUUUGCAGUAGAUUCAGGCCAGUGCUCUGACGAUGAGGACGAUGAUCUGCAGAGGAAGGAAGAGUUACACCAGCUACUGAGUGAGCAACUGGCUGAUGACCUGCUCGACGACACUCUGUCAAUGGAGGGGGAGAUAUCGCUACUCUCCACACCACAAGACUCAGAGAGCCCUAACCUGUCUCAAACCGAUACUACACCAGAUGAGUCACUAUCACAUGACAAUCACAUGACAACAGCACCAGACCAGUUCACACCAGACCCUCUUCAACCUUCCUCCCCUGUGCACUCCAGUGGACUCCGCUCCCCUUAAUCACCACCACCUGUGGUGGGUGUGGCUUAUCUGCACGAUGAGCCGGACUUGUUGAGCAGAUCUUCCUACAAAUUACGACCGCCUCUCCCUUUGAGUUCUGAUAUUUCCGACGUAUUUGCAGAUACACUGAAAAAGUUCUAUUAUCCGAAUGCGUUUCUUCGUCUGGCCGCCGACUACCAACCUUAUCAAGCUCUCUAUCAGCAAAUCCUCGUUACUCUUGAGCCAAUGGUCCAUUUGCCCUUUGACCUCAGUAUCGACUUUGAGAGCAGACAGGCGCUGGAGAGAGCUAAGGGUGUUGAGGUGGGGGUGGGGGUGGGGGUGGGCGAUGGCGUCAGUGAGACCAGCUCUGUCAGUGACCAUUCCAACUCCUUGACUCCGGUACGUCCUAUUGUGGUCGUCAAGACGCAUGCCGCUACUGGUCAAAGAACGACAGCUGGAAAUGUGAAGAGUGUAGUCUGGGACACCAGCCCCCUCCACGGCUCCGCUAGAGAUCAGGCAACAAUAGAGGAAACAGAUGACGGACAUCUCACGACUGUUACGGCGCUAAAACAACUCCAAGAGAAGCACAAUCAACGGAGUCCCACUAGAACACCGUUCACUGAGCUACACCCACCAACACAAGCCCCGCCCAGCUCUCGCCAGCAUACUACCAUCAUCAAGAAGAAUCAGCAGGGGCCUUGGUGGAAGAAGAUAUCUGACGGUUUCCUUGAGUUAAAUAAGGGUGGAGCCAUUACAGGCCCUCCAAAGCAACUGAAGCAACAGUCACCCAAACCACCACCACCACCCGAGUCAAAUGAGAGGAAAGUGAAGGCACUCUACAAUAACAUUGGAGAUGAUGCGGAUGAGCUUACAUUUAACAAGGACGAUAUUCUGGUUGUCAAGGAACAAAUUAACGAAGAGUGGCUCAUAUGUACGACUGGCAACAGAAGUGGUAUUGUACCAUUCAGCUAUGUGCAAGCCGUCUGAUAUACCUAACUGUUAAAAUAUGCAUGCACUGUAGUGAACAAUGUUAUGCGCUACUUUUUUGUAAUAAAUUUUUGUGUAAAUAAUAAUAAAUUAUAAUAAUUAUACAUUUUUUUGAUUCGUAUUGUAUUGUUCUGUACAUUUAUUUUCCAAAAAUAAUUUUUGCUGAAGUGAUUAGUUUCUGU
Molecule: messenger RNA, 1579 nt
Organism: Halichondria panicea
Lineage: Eukaryota; Metazoa; Porifera; Demospongiae; Suberitida; Halichondriidae
Product: endophilin-A homolog
Exons: 9
Coding region: 657-1397 (246 amino acids)
Molecular function (GO): protein binding
Source: RefSeq, a predicted model, not a curated record